CUGUACUUCACAUGACACUAGUUCAUUAAUUAGUAUGUCAAUUUAAACAAAAUAUUAAAUUAUUUAAAGUCAUAGAAAUGGAAUCCAUUUUUAAGAAGUUUAUUAAGAAAGGAUCAGAUUUUUUCUUUAAAAAAUGUGAAGAUUGUGAAUAUUGUCGAUUAGAUCAAAUGUCCUGUGAGUGUCUUCGAGUUAGUCAUCACCAGUUAAUGAAAUUCUCAUCAACUGUUGAAACACUUAAUGAACAGUUGAUUCAUCAGAAAAUUGAUUUUGAGAAAAGAAUGAAAUCCCUUGAAGAUAACUGCAAUAAGAUUCUAGAUGAAAUCAAUAAUUUACGCAAGGCAAUCAAUGAUUCUUUGGAUGAACUGGAGAAGAAUACCAAGAAGGAGUUGGAUACAUUACUUGCCACCAUGAGAACUUCUAUUCAAACUAACAUAGAUAACUGCAAUGAGUCUAUAAAUACAAUGACAUGUGUACAAAAAGACUGGCUAAGCAUGAUGCAUGAAGUGAUCGACCCACGGAUCGACCCAUCUUUCAGUGAGAAAACGUAUAAAAAAUGCCUUCACUACUCCACGGACACUGAAAACGUUUUGCAAGAAAUGAAAGUAAAGAAUGAGGUGACAUUUACAUUUAAUCCUUCUACAUUAAUCCUAGAAACUCUGUCCACCCUCUCAGGAUUGGGACAGAUACUACAAAAUGAAAAGCAAUCACAAGGUGUUAGAGGCACAACACAGGACAGAUUUACCAGACAAACUUUUGAAGACACAAAACAGGUCAGAAGGAUGGUCGUAUCACUUAAACCCCGCAGCAGUAUGAGGGAUAAACUUGCCAAAAGGCUUGCAGACAGAAUCAUCGAAUCAAAUGCAAACAAAAUCAUCAUACAAAAUGCAAACAAAAUCAUCAAGUUAGAGAAAAGCAAGAUAUUCAUGGUGAGAAUGAAAAGCGAAUCACACAUAUGCUUGAUAACAGGUAUCUGUGAGACAGUUGCUGGACUACUCAUUAUAGACUCAAGGAAAAGCAAUAUAAAGCUGCUGGAUGAGAACUACAAUGUGGUUGCAUUCUGUAACUUGCCUGGUAUAACAGAGUCCAUGUGCAGCAUUGACUCCAGUCUAGUGGCUGUUGCUAUGGCUAGCAGGGAGAUUCACUUCAUAAGAGUGACCAAUGGUCAGCUAGUACAUGAUGAUAGGACAAUUAAGCCCCAGCAUUUCUGUGUGUGUAUUGCCCAUCAGAAGGGCAACCUGUACAUUGCAUCAGGCACAGCCCUGUACAAAUACACUAUAGAUGGGAGACUUGUGUGCAAGAUGUAUGAAGAUACAUCAUGUUUCAGUACAGUCAAAUCCUGUGCAGUAAGUCAAGAUGGAAGCAGGAUUUAUGUGGCCAACCAGGACUGUAGCAAGCGGCUCACACUGUCCAGUGAUGGUAAAGUGAUCUCCAAACUUUCUCACCCUGCACUGAAGUUGCCAUCUACAUUUGGCCAUCAUCCCCUUCACGUGACAGGCUUAGGACAAGUUCUGGUAUGUAAUGCUGACUUCAACACAGUCAUCCAAGUCGACAGAGAUGGGAAAAAUAUACUGGCAGAGGUGGUCACAAGAAAUGAUGAUUUUAGAUCACCACUAUGUGUCUUCUACAGAAACAAAACAGGAACACUGGUUGUGGAAUUGAUGUAUAAUAACCACAUAAUGGUGUUCACCCACAGUGAAUGCUGAAAUAAGUUUCAAUUAAAACUCGAUUGUAUGCCAAGAAAUUUACAAAACUGUGUCCUUCACUUAAUAAUAUAAAGAGAUUUAUAAAAAAUUAAAUGAUACGCAUUUGCCAUCAUUAUCAUGGUUAUGAUUGUUUUUCUUACAAAUCACAAUUUAUUGGCAUGAAUUUGCUGUAGAAAAUGGGUAUGCAUGAUAGACUGAAAUCUGUCUUCAUUGAAUCCUAAGAAAACCCAACGCUGUGAAAACCAAACCCUGUGAAAACAAAGUACGCUUCUUGAAAAAACAAAAGUGCCCGGUCAGUCGCAUUUUUUUCCCACUAAAACAAAAUAUAUAAUCAACUGUGCACUGUCAACACUGAAAAUCUUACAUUUGUUAUGGAAAUUGUAUACCAUUCUAGCGUAAAAGAACUGAAUAAUCCUAAUGGUGUAGUCAGUUCAGUGCCAAUUUUUGCCACCUGUUACAAUUUUCAGGAAUAUAUAGAUUGUACAUUUUAUUUACACACUAAGAGAAUAAAUACAUACACCAAUUAAAUUAAUGAAUAACUCACUCAAACUUAAUGUAUCUUUACAUGUCUAAACUCAACUCCACCCUCCCAAGAUUCUCCCUGUUCCAGACUUUUAUUCAAUUCUACCUACCCUCCCAUAUUUGUGAUAGUGUGCAUUGACACUGAUAGGCCCCUAACAUUUCAUUAAUAUUUAUUAUGCCAGCUGUACAAAUAUCUGACAAACAGACUCUGCCAAGCAACAGAAAUGACCAGACGUUGCUUAUUUAUUAUAUGAAUCAAGACAACAUAAUAUUGUGUUCUGAAAAUGAUGUUCACCAUGCUCCUUUGGCAUCAAAUAAAGCAGUCUUAAUUAAGUUUUUAUACUAAAAAUUACAACAAACCACAGAGGCAUAUCCAAAUAAUUGGGGACACAUUUUAUUGUUGAUAACAAUAACCAGAGGGUAGUGAAAUAAGCAAUUACCUUGUUAUUUGCUAUGGCAUUUUAUAACAUGUGAGCAAAAUAUAAGUUUACAGUUUUAUAAUAAUGGUAAAAAGUAUGUACUUUUUAAAAACUUUAAAAAAAUGUUUCUAAGAUUAAAUUUAUUUUAAAAAUUACCAGUUUUAAAACAUUCUUUUUAAGUUGUUUCAACACAUUUUUUUUCUAUAUGUGUGAUUUCCACUUUUUGUUUUGGAUACUAUAGAUAUUGAUUUAUGUAAAUUCAUGUACAUAUCCAGCAUUACAUUGUUGAAUGUACAAAUUGCUUGAUUGAUGCUUAAAUUUAGUUGUCACUGUAUUAUAUAGAUGUGUGUUUUUAUUAUGCAAAGAAUAAUUGAAAUAGACAAAGUAAUAAACUGUUUAUAUACCAAAUGCA
This is a messenger RNA of Dreissena polymorpha, 3056 nucleotides long. RefSeq lists its product as uncharacterized. The record is from RefSeq and is a predicted model, not a curated record. The coding region runs from base 78 to 1703 and encodes 541 amino acids. The transcript is spliced from 2 exons. NCBI's taxonomy places the organism in Eukaryota, Metazoa, Mollusca, Bivalvia, Myida, Dreissenidae.